ACUAUAAAAUGAGAUGGCGUAACAAUUUUCAGCUCAAAGGUGGCGGCCCAAUUGGCCCAUUUGGACAGCUGUAGUUUAAAGGAAGCCCAUUUAUAACAUAUCUAGAGCCCUUCCCUUCCCCGCAGUAGCAGAAAUCUUGAAGCAGCUGCAAUGGCCGACGGAGUCGACGAAGGAGAGUUCUACCUGCGCUACUACGUCGGACACAAAGGAAAAUUCGGCCAUGAAUUCCUCGAAUUCGAGUUCCGCCCCGACGGCAAGCUUCGCUACGCCAACAACUCCAACUACAAGAACGAUACCAUGAUUCGCAAGGAGAUCUUCCUCACCCCCGCCGUGCUCAAGGAGUGCCGCCGCAUCGUCGCCGACUCCGAGAUAAUGAAGGAAGACGACAACAAUUGGCCGGAGCCCGACCGCGUGGGAAGGCAAGAGCUGGAAAUUGUGAUGGGGAAUGAGCAUAUCUCUUUCACGACGUCGAAGAUUGGCUCUCUGAUGGACGUCCAGACUAGCAAUGAUCCUGAGGGAUUGAGGAUCUUUUACUAUCUAGUUCAGGACCUAAAAUGUUUCGUCUUCUCGCUUAUCUCACUACAUUUUAAGAUCAAGCCCAUAUGAAGACCAGACAAGAACUUGCUGAUCUUUUCUUGGAGCUUAAAUAUCUUGGGUGAUCAUUUUCCAGUUCUCAAUUGCUCAUGGUUUACUUGAGUUGAGGAAAGUUAUGUAGCAUUUUAGUGCGCUGUAUUAGGUUGUGUCUAUUAUAACAAAUCUUUCUAAUUUUCUCCUUCAACAUUUGACUUUUGUUUUGGAUGUGUGAAGUUAGUGACCUGUUUAUUUUUAUCAUGUUACUAAUGAUUGAUUAUGGAAACCGUUUUGCAAUUUA
Salvia miltiorrhiza (redroot sage) is the source of this 871-nucleotide messenger RNA. RefSeq names its product protein mago nashi homolog. The coding region runs from base 151 to 606 and encodes 151 amino acids. The record is from RefSeq and is a predicted model, not a curated record. The transcript has 3 exons. Gene Ontology annotation, biological process: RNA splicing. Gene Ontology annotation, cellular component: nucleus; exon-exon junction complex. Lineage: Eukaryota; Viridiplantae; Streptophyta; Magnoliopsida; Lamiales; Lamiaceae.